This is a messenger RNA of Megalobrama amblycephala (Wuchang bream), 1826 nucleotides long. RefSeq names its product transcription factor HES-5-like. Gene Ontology annotation, molecular function: DNA-binding transcription factor activity, RNA polymerase II-specific; RNA polymerase II cis-regulatory region sequence-specific DNA binding; protein dimerization activity. NCBI's taxonomy places the organism in Eukaryota, Metazoa, Chordata, Actinopteri, Cypriniformes, Xenocyprididae. Gene Ontology annotation, cellular component: nucleus. The transcript has 2 exons. Gene Ontology annotation, biological process: anterior/posterior pattern specification; regulation of neurogenesis; regulation of transcription by RNA polymerase II. Bases 944 to 1399 code for a protein of 151 amino acids. The record is from RefSeq and is a predicted model, not a curated record.
CUCUGCCGCAGAUGUUGCGGCACAUGCUCUAGCGAUGAUGUAUAAGUGCGCGGGAGGGGCGGCGUAAUGAGGGCGAGUAUGAGGAGCAGGUGAUGUGAGCCGAGGCCGGUGAGAACACACACGCGUCCCGCAGCCCAGUGGUGCCUCUGAUCUGAGCAGCAGGUUCAAAGGGUGUUUGUGGAGGGACAGAGGAGGGGCUCGAUCUAUUGACUCGAGAACGUGUGAGCAGGAGCCAGCCUGGGUUUCCCACACUAUCUGUCCAUUUAUUACCCAAAAUUCUCUCAGGGCGGGAGGGGGGCCCGGAACAAUAGAAGUGUGCCAUCCUUGAGAGCACGGGAUAAUUGCGCUUAAUUGACAUUCACAGUGAAUGCAUUCCGGUCAGUGUGUGUGAAGACUGAAGAAACACUUUAAGAGCAUCACAUCAACAUUUUCUCUUAAUUACAUUUUACUUAUAUAUUUGAAUUUUUUAUUCUAGAAUUUUUUAUCUACUUUACAGCAUUUGUGCAAAUAAUAAUUUAUCAUUUAGCAGCCAGCUGUACAGGAUCUGUCUUUGCCCGAUAAGGUGUGCGACGUCUUAUCUAUAUGUCCUUAGCAUCCCUUGGGAAAUUAUCAUAUGUCUACAGUCCCCAUCUGCAGAAGCCUUAUCAGUGCGCGGCGAUGUUCCCAGGUAAUAAAAGUACAGCAACCUGCCUGUGUUGUGUUCGGUGUGUGGAAGACUAUUCCCUCCGUGGGAGCCCUGAGGCCAGUUAACCAUGAAAUAAUUGAUGCCUCUUCUAUUGUUGAGGACGCCUCACCCACUGGCCUCAGAGUGUGGGAAAGCUAAUCCUGACUGGGACUCAUGGCUUUGUAAUGCUAAUGAGCUCCUAUAAAUAGAGGAGCACGACCCUCAUUCUCAACACAACCAACUUGCUCUCCUCAGAGAAACAUCUCUCCAUCUGAAAGAAUGGCUCCAACUUACAUGACUGACUACUCCAAACUUUCCAACAAGGAGAAACAUAAAUUAAGAAAACCUGUGGUGGAAAAGAUGCGCAGAGAUCGCAUCAACAACUGCAUCGAGCAGCUCAAAUCCAUGCUGGAGAAGGAAUUCACCCAGCAGGAUCCAAACACCAAGCUGGAGAAAGCCGACAUCCUGGAGAUGACGGUGGUCUUCCUGAAACAGCAGCUGCAGCCCAAGACUUCAGCUCCACAGAAAGCCCACUUGGACGGCUAUUCCCAGUGCUGGAGGGAGACCAUGAACUUCCUAUCUGUCAACUCCAAGGUGGACGCUGUACGUCAGCAUCUGAACCACUGCCAAGAAGCCCAGAGAUCAGCUAAAGACCUCAUGUCUCCAGCUUCCCAUCAGCCCACCAAGGUGAAGCAGGAACCAUGUGCUCACAGUCCGCUCUGGAGACCCUGGUAGAGACCCCAAGAUGAAAGACUUUCACAUUCAAACUAGAUGGUGGUUUUACCGUCUCUUAUGUUGUAGGAGAUAAACAUUUCCAUAUUUCUAUGUUCAUUGCAAACAUACGUUCAGCUGCUUCAUAUUGAAGUUUCGAUUGUUUUAUUCUUAAUAAGAUUUUCUUUGGAAAUUAUUGCUAUUAUUAGUAUGACAUUUGCCUUGAUUGUGUCUAAAGGCUCCAGUUUAAUGUUGUUUGACAUGCAAACAGUGAUAUUGCUCAGAAUCUGAGCUCUUUGUAAGGUCCUGAUGGACAUUCAUUUGAUACAGCCUUUUGUGAAGGCUACAGAAAAACAAUAUUUGUUCUUGUGAUGGCACUCCGGUGCAUUGAAACAUUGUGGACACUGUGUGUCUAACAUUGCAUUUAAUAAAAGCAACUUAUUACUAAAAA